Messenger RNA from Dermacentor andersoni, 1560 nucleotides. NCBI's taxonomy places the organism in Eukaryota, Metazoa, Arthropoda, Arachnida, Ixodida, Ixodidae. The record is from RefSeq and is a predicted model, not a curated record.
CGGUGGUGGUUUGGCAAAUAGGCGACCGUCCUGUAUUGGUGCUUAGAGACAGCGGAGCCACACAGCUUUGUUUAGGAGAAGCCUGGUGAAGGACGAGGAGCUUACAGGGGAAACGUCGACCAUCACUCUCGUAGAUAGCACAGUAGGAUAUCUUCCUCAAGCCAGAGUUCUAGUGUCCACACCGUAUUAUACCGGACAGGUAGUGGCAAAAUGCGUAGAGCAGCCCAUCUACGAUCUCAUCUUGGGAAACAUUACGGGUGCAAGAAGUGUCGAGGACUCCGAUCCUGAGUGGAGGAUGCUCGACGUUGAAGAAAACCCAAAGGAUGAAAGGCCCACAACAGCUCAGGCGAGUGGUGGGGCAGUCACUUUCUCGUCGGCAGUGGAGACAGGAGCACAAGCGACAGGCAGAGCAACGCACCGUUUGGAAAGAAAGAAAGGGGGUGAGGAGAAGAAGUACAAAGACAAGAAGCGCACGAGCAAAGACAAGUCCAAAGACAAGAAGCGCACGAGCAAAGACAAGUGCAAAGACAAGAAGAGCAAGAGUGAAGACAAGAAAAGCAAAGGCAAGGAUAGUAAAGAGAAGAAGAAAAGGAAGGGUUUCUGUCACUGGCUAAGCAGCAAAAGCAGCAAGAGCACCAAAGAGAAAGGGGGAGGCAAGCGCAAGUCCAAGAAGGCCAAGAAAGGCUCCUCUAAGGGAGGCAGCUCGAGAUCCAGAAGCAAAGAGAAGGCUGGCAAGGCUAAGUCCAGCAAGGAGAAGGUGGGCAAAGGAAGCAAGGAGAAGGCGGACAAAGGCAGUAAGGAGAAGGCGAGCAAGAAGCGGGGCCCCAAGAGGCACAGCAAGGAAAAGAGCAGCAAGGAGAAAGACAACAAGGAUAAGCAAAGUAAAGAAAAGCAACAAAGCAACAUGAAACACUACAAGGAUAAGCACGGAAGCAAAGAAAAGCAUAGCAAACAGAAGCGGAGUAAGGAGUCCAUCAAGUCCAGUUUGGCCUUACAAGAAUACUCAUUUCAGGUGGAAUAUAUUAAAGGGAGAGAUAACGUUGGAGCAGACUUCAUGAGUAGAGCCAACUGAACAGCUCUAGGUAUCUCUGGGAUGUAUCUUGUUGCUACUGUGCUAUGUCUUUCAGGGAUUUAUCGUGUUGUUGGUGUUGUUGUGGUUGUUACGUGAUUAAACAAAGGAGUGUGUUGUGGACAUUAACAUGUUUAUUGAGGACACCGUGUGGACAACGGCAGUGUUCCGAAAACGCAGUUUGGUUGUGAACGUUAACAUGUUUGUUGAGGACACUGUAUGGACAACGGCAGUGAUGUGUUAGUGAUGUGCUUUUGGUGUGUGCUGCUCAUCUGCGUUGUGCUGUGUGGUGUGGUGGGGCCAGAAUCGCCACAGAAGAUAGUCGGCUGGCAGGAUGGCUUGAAGAGGAGGACGACGUGAGCAGUCCUUCAGGGAAAAACUCUUCAUAGAGGGGGCACUUGUCACAUAUAAGAGGGAAGAUAAAAUAAAAUGGUAGUCGAAGAAAGGUUUCAAGAAGACGACGAGGAUGACGUUAAGAAUGACGAUUAACC